Oncorhynchus mykiss (rainbow trout) is the source of this 2035-nucleotide messenger RNA. Its product is annotated as sorbitol dehydrogenase. The record is from RefSeq and is a predicted model, not a curated record. Gene Ontology annotation, biological process: D-sorbitol catabolic process. Lineage: Eukaryota; Metazoa; Chordata; Actinopteri; Salmoniformes; Salmonidae. Gene Ontology annotation, molecular function: L-iditol 2-dehydrogenase (NAD+) activity; zinc ion binding.
GCAAUCAUGUGACUAACCACAACGCUCUGGGUUAGCUCAAAUGCGACGCAGCAGGUGAGACAGGAGCAACAUAAAAAUUGUAGCAUUCAUUUCAGAGCCUUACACCAUUAACGUAUAAAUCAUUAAAAUAACUAAUAUUAGAUUAAUACAAAUAGCAAUACACUUUUCGUAUAAUUUUAAGAAUAGCUUAAUUCGACCCUCUCUUUGCUAAAAUGGAAUGUUCUCUCUAACGAUACUCCAAUCACAUGUUUUGUUUUGUCGAGUGCCCACCAAGCAGCAGGAAGGUGAACUUUGAGCUCUGCACAGACCUAACAAGAAUUUUACAAGGUUUUUGAUUUUAUUCACACUGUAGUUGUCUUUGAGUAAAUACAACAUGGAAAAAGAAAACCUAUCCGUGGUGUUGCAUUCCCAGGGCGACCUCAGACUGGAACAACGACCCAUCCCUGAACCAGGUCCAAAUGAGGUGUUGCUUCAGAUGCAUUCAGUUGGGAUCUGUGGGUCGGAUGUGCACUUCUGGCAAAAUGGACGCAUAGGUGACUAUGUGGUAAAAAAGCCCAUGGUGCUGGGGCAUGAGGCCUCUGGUCGGGUGGUGAAGGUGGGCUCAGCAGUGAAGAACCUCAAAGAAGGUGAUAGAGUCGCUGUAGAGCCAGGUGUCCCUCGCGAGAUAGAUGAGUUCUUCAAAUCAGGAAAAUACAAUCUUUCCCCCACUAUCUUCUUCUGUGCCACACCCCCUGAUGAUGGGAAUUUGUGCAGAUUUUACAAACACAGCGCCAACUUCUGUUACAAGCUGCCUGACAAUGUGACAUAUGAGGAGGGGGCUCUGAUUGAGCCCCUGUCUGUGGCUAUUCAUGCCUGCCGCAGAGCUGGAGUGACCCUGGGCAGUAGUGUACUGAUCUGUGGGGCAGGACCAAUUGGGCUGGUCUGUCUGCUGGUGGCCAAGGCUAUGGGUGCCUCACAGGUGGUCAUAACUGACCUGUCAGCAGAUCGCCUGGUCAUGGCCAAGGAGCUGGGAGCAGACUUUCCUCUGACUGUGAAGAGAGAGGAUGGGCCUGAGGAGAUGGCUAAGAGAGUUGAAGGACUGCUGGGAGCACAGCCUCAUAUCACCAUUGAGUGCACCGGUGUGGAGAGCAGUGUCCAGGCUGCCAUUUAUGCUACACGUCCUGGAGGAGUGGUGGUUCUAGUGGGGUUGGGUGCAGCGAUGACCACUGUCCCACUGCUUAAUGCUGCUCUCAGAGAGGUGGACAUCAGAGGGGUCUUCCGCUACUGCAACACCUGGCCAAUAGCUAUAGCGAUGCUGGCCUCUAAGAAGGUGAACGUGGCGCCCCUGGUGACCCACCGGUUCCCCCUAGAGCAGGCUGUGCAGGCCUUCGAGACCACACGCCAGGGACAAGGGGUCAAGAUCAUGCUCAAGUGUGACAAGACUGACCAGAACCCCUGAGAGGACUGGGAACACCAGGACCAAUAAGAGAGUCAGUAUAGACAACCACAGUGUUCUAGAUCUAACAGUUGAUUAUUCUGUUAUUGUAUACUUUCAAUGUUUGAUUCUAUUCAGGCAUACAUCUUAAUCAAGUUACCUGUUGCCCAAACAGCAAUUUUCACUCUUGAAAUGUGAUAUUUGGAGACGUUACUGUAUGAAACUAAGCAUAUGAUUUGACAAAACGUUAUGCUCACAACAGCUUUCUGUUUCAUCAUGUGAUUUCAAGUUGCGUUUGAGUGGGAUUGCUUGAUUACCAUAUUUGUAUAAGAUAACACAAAACUGUUAAAUAGUCUUUGAAUCUUAUAAACCAGAAAGUAUUGAAAUAUUGUAGUUGUGUUUUGUCUCGUCCUCUAGUCAGUACCUAGCUGCUGCCACCAGGAGGAGGUAGAGACUAAUUCACCCACUGCAUUUCAAGUCCAGUGUGUUGCACAUAUUGUAAUAGAGACAAUCAAUCUCCUUGUCAUACAAUAAAUAUUUAAAAAUGUAAAUGGUUUAUGUAAAACUGUUGACUGAUAAAACCUAAUGACAAUUCACAGUAAAACAAAUAUAUUCAAAUGA